AUGACUUGUUUCACAAACCCACCACUGACGUACGCCAAACCCCCAGAUGGUGGAUGGGGGUGGUUUGUGAUUUGUAGUAGUCUGACAGUUCGUAUGCUGACAAUGGGAGUAUUUGCACAUGCCGGUGUACUCAUCGUUGCACUGAAAUCAACUAUGGUCAAUAAUACUGUCGGUCCACUUGGUAUUUACUUAAAUGACAGAUAUGGUACAAGGCCAGCUAUGCUUAUAGGCGCUACAUUAUCAACUAUUGGGUUGUUUCUGAGUUCCUUUGCUUUCAAUAUGUAUUAUCUGUACAUAUCAUACGGGGUGAUAACAGGUACUGGUCAUGGUAUUUUGAUAGCCGCGUGUUUACCUAUUCUGUCAAAAUACUUUGACAAACAUUUUGCAACUGCAACUGGGAUUGCCUGUCUUGGGAGUGGCCCGAGUUUUUUUAUUUUUCCUCCGAUGACUCAGUUUUUUGUUAGUAAAUACGGUUGGCGGGGAUCGUUCAUAAUUUUAUCUGCCAUCAACGCCAAUACUUUGGCAUGUGCUGCUGUUAUGCGUCCAAUCAUUGUGACUAGUCAAGAACAAGUAAAGAAAAACACGAACGAGACAAGUGAUGGCCGUUUUAAAAGAAUUGUUCAACGCCUGGGGUUUCGACUGUUGUAUACGAACCAUAAUUUUGCCUUGAUGAUAUUGGCAAAGUUUGCAGCAAACAUAAGUUUUUUAACUUUACUCUCACUCGCCAUACCUUAUGCAGUUGAUAAUGGAAUCCCAGAACUGAAAGCAUCAUUUCCAGUUACAGCAGUAGGCAUUGCCAGCCUUUCAACCAGACUUGUUCAAGGAUGGAUUGUGGAUAAGGCCUAUAUACGACCAAUCUGCAUUCUGCCGAUCCUUAUGCUUACUACGGGAAUUGCGCAACUAACAAUUGCUUCAACAACCAUGUUCCCUGUGUUGAUUGUUGCGUGUGUAUUUAUUGGAGCUUGUGAUGGGAUAUACUUUCCUCUACAUUAUGUUUGCAUGAAAAUAAUGGUAGGAGUAACAAAUUAUUCUCUUGCUAAUUCAAUGACAUUAUUAGUAAUUGGAAUUGCGGGAGUUCUAGGUUCACAGUUUGGAGAAAUAGAAGCGGUGCCAGAUUCUGCGGGAGUUGGUCCAGACGCUACUACGCCGGUGUUUUCUGGGGUACGGAUGACGUUGUCGGAAACACCCGCUUCGAUCGCUACGGUCACUUCUCUAUCAGAGGAUUUGUUUUUAUACCAAAAACUGCGAGACAGGAUACUGGAUAUUCCUUGA
Molecule: messenger RNA, 1272 nt
Organism: Saccoglossus kowalevskii
Lineage: Eukaryota; Metazoa; Hemichordata; Enteropneusta; Harrimaniidae
Product: monocarboxylate transporter 4-like
Biological process (GO): monocarboxylic acid transport; transmembrane transport
Molecular function (GO): monocarboxylic acid transmembrane transporter activity
Source: RefSeq, a predicted model, not a curated record